AUGACAAGUACUAAAGAGGAGAGUGGUCCGAGCAUGGCUGAAAAGAAACACAAGAGAGUCCACAGAAGAAAAUGGGAAAAAUGGGUGUCUGAGAUAAGUGUUCCAGGCUCACAAGAGCAGCCCUGGUUAGGCUCCUAUGCUACAACGUCGCUUUCUAUCGUUUACGUCGUCCGCUGUCUUUGUCCGGCCUUAACUUCACCGAAUUCUAGUUGUGUGAAUAACGUGAAUAUCUUGUCGCCGAAGUCGGCGCAAGAAGCUACAUUCGUUGCUGGAAUGGGGAUGGAUGAACAAAUGAUAGGGAGUACAUCAGGAAAAGAUGAAAGGGAGGUUGGUGAAAGCAGCGUAAUUCAGAGCUUAAAAACUCUGUUUCGGGGGGAACGUUAA
Messenger RNA from Mangifera indica (mango), 384 nucleotides. Its product is annotated as ethylene-responsive transcription factor ERF019-like. Gene Ontology annotation, molecular function: DNA-binding transcription factor activity; DNA binding. Lineage: Eukaryota; Viridiplantae; Streptophyta; Magnoliopsida; Sapindales; Anacardiaceae. The record is from RefSeq and is a predicted model, not a curated record. The coding region runs from base 1 to 384 and encodes 127 amino acids. The transcript has a single exon. Gene Ontology annotation, biological process: regulation of DNA-templated transcription.